Molecule: messenger RNA, 394 nt
Organism: Staurois parvus
Lineage: Eukaryota; Metazoa; Chordata; Amphibia; Anura; Ranidae
Source: the annotation of a GenBank genome assembly
CAAGGUGCUCUUUUAGAAUUAUGGACAGUCUUGAGGCACCGCAUUUUAGAAUGGGGUGCCUCAAGACUGUCUAUAAUUUUUAAGGGGACCUCGGGCCUGUCCAUAAUUUUAAAGGGUGCCUCAAGACUGUCCAUAAUUUUAAAGAGUGCCUCGGGACUGUCCAUAAUUUUAAAGGGUGCCUCGGGACAGUCCAUAAUUUUACAGAGUGCCUCGGGACUGUCCAUAAUUUUAAAGAGUGCCUCGGGACUGUCCAUAAUUUUAAAGAGUGCCUCGGGACUGUCCAUAAUUUUAAAGAGUGCCUCGGGAUGGUCCAUAAUUCUAAAGUAACGAGGUGCCCUUUUAGAAUUAUGGACAGUCUUGAGGCACCGCAUAUUAGAAUGGGGUGCCUCAAGAC